UUAUUUACAGAACCAGAAUAUUUUGUGGAAAAAUAGUACAACAGGAAAUAAUAUGUGACUGAACUGCACAAAAUGUGUUACAUUGAAAACAAUAUCAAAGUACAAAAUUAUGCAUAAAAUACUGUUUUCAAUAGUACUUGCCUUUCUUUUGUGCAUAAUUGUACCAUGUACUGUGACAUUUGUGUAAUGUUAUUAACUAGUACUGAUGUUUUUUUAUUGUCGACACUAUUUUGUUACCUUAUUGUGUAAUAUGACUUUUAGUGCAAGCUCAUUCAUUUGCAUAUUUUAACUGAUUCAUAAUCUGUUUUUCUGCCUAGAUUCAAGUCUCUAUGCAAAUCAUGUCUUCAAUGUGUUUGACCAUGAUAGAGAUGGAAAAGUUUCUUUUGAGGACUUUGUCACUGGUCUGUCUUUAUCACUUUAUGGCAGUAGAGAGGAAAAAAUGAAAUGGGCAUUCCAGUUGUAUGAUUUGGAUGGCGAUGGCUGUAUAACAAGAGAGGAGAUGGCUACAGUAGUUCACUCAGUUCACUGUAUGAUGGGGCUUGAUUCACUGCCAGCAACAGCUGGAACAGAGAUGAGUGUUGAGGAACAAGUGAAUAGACUCUUUAUGUUGAUGGACACGAAUAACGAUGGUGUUAUAUCUGAAGAGGAAUUCUUAGAGGGGUGUGAAAAGGUUAGAAAACUGAAGGAUAAGUUCUGUAACUAUUUAAAAAUCUAGUGAAGUCAAAUGUUGUGCUUGUGAGGGAAAAUUGUAUUUUUUUCAGUAUUUCAAUGCAUGAAGGCACUUCGCAUUCUUUAACUGAUUGUGCUGUAUUGAUGUAACUCUACAUGUACCAGUGCUAUGAAACCGAAUGAUUCUGCUGUGGUCACCUUUGUAAUUAAUUAAGCCUGGCCAAUCUUUAAACAGGUAUCCCCUCUGUGUGAUUGUGCAUAGAUACCUGAACUGAUGUAAAACUUGAGAAUACAUGUAUCUCAUUUUAUAGGCUUGUAGCUAAUGAUGUAAAACUCAAAAUAAAUUAAGAUGUUUAU
Messenger RNA from Orbicella faveolata, 1026 nucleotides. Its product is annotated as calsenilin-like. Gene Ontology annotation, molecular function: calcium ion binding. NCBI's taxonomy places the organism in Eukaryota, Metazoa, Cnidaria, Anthozoa, Scleractinia, Merulinidae. The record is from RefSeq and is a predicted model, not a curated record.